AUGCGUCACCAAUUUGACCCUGCAUUUCAGAAGGCGGCGAGCAUCUGUCUGGUGGACGGCGAGCUCCCAUGCUGCUUUGCACACCGCUGGAAAACAUCUCACCUUUCCAGGACGACCUUCCUCUUCCUCUCCCUCCUCUUUCUCACAAAGCACCCACGGCCUUACCCUAAAUCCAUUGUCACCCGGGCCGCCCUCGGAGCCCCCCUCAGAGCUUCCCUCAUUCUCCUGUCCGCCCCCCACCAUCCCGCCCAGCUGUGGCCCUCACAGGGCGCGACCGCUGGCGCUCACCUGGAAGGUCCUUGGCCUCAGGACGACUGCCAGCACCAAAACCUUUCCUACAUGAGGGACAAGGCCACACAGACCCCCAGGGCCUGGGCAGAUGAGAGAAGGAGAGGCUCUCAUAAGCGUUCGGCCUCCUGUGGGAGCACCGACCAGCUCAAGGAGAUUGCCAAGCUGCGUCAGCAACUCCAGCGCAGCAAGCGGAGCAGCCGCCAUCGGAGGGACAAAGAGCGCAAGUCGCCCUUCAAUGGCAGCCACACCAUCAUGUCUUCACAGGCUCCGUUGCCCAAGACUAUACUGAUUCCCAUUCCCAUAUCCAAGUCGUCCGCGCCUCGUUUCCGCAACAGCGUGGAGGGUCUCAACCAGGAGAUCGAACGAAUCAUCAUCCGGGACACCCCCGAAAAGGAAGAGACCAUUGUUCCACAGGAUGUGCCGGACGGGCACCGCGCGCCACCACCUGUCCCCCCGCGGCGCAGCAGCAGCACCCGCAGCAUUGACACACAGACACCUUCGGGUGGCGGCUUAAGUGGGAGCCACAGUAACAGCAGCAGCCGCCCUGACUCCAUCUCGCCCUCCUACCUCACAGUUCUCAAUGACGCAGUCGGCGGCGGCAGCCCCUUGGAGGACAAAGAGUUGGGGCCCUGCUCCCCGCUGCCAAAAUACGCCGCUUCUCCACGACCCAACAACAGCUACACGUUCAAGAGAGAACCUCCGGAGGGCUGCGAAAAAGUCAAAGUGUCUGAGGAGUCUCUGCCUAAAACCCAGCAGGAGGUCCCCCCCUUCCUGUGUCCCGACCGCAACAAAGUAAACUUCAUCCCCAACAGCGGCUCGGCCUUCUGCCUCGUCAGCAUCCUCAAGCCACUCUUGCCGGCCCCGGACCUUAAUUUUCGCCCCGGGGUGGGCCUGCGUAGUCUGUCCCCAUCGCUGGUGCCUCUGUCUACCCAGCCCUGCCUCCUGGAGGAGCCCGAGAGCUUCUGA
Nerophis lumbriciformis (worm pipefish) is the source of this 1257-nucleotide messenger RNA. The record is from RefSeq and is a predicted model, not a curated record. NCBI's taxonomy places the organism in Eukaryota, Metazoa, Chordata, Actinopteri, Syngnathiformes, Syngnathidae.